Trichogramma pretiosum is the source of this 318-nucleotide messenger RNA. Its product is annotated as odorant receptor 30a-like. Lineage: Eukaryota; Metazoa; Arthropoda; Insecta; Hymenoptera; Trichogrammatidae. The record is from RefSeq and is a predicted model, not a curated record. Gene Ontology annotation, cellular component: plasma membrane. Gene Ontology annotation, biological process: detection of chemical stimulus involved in sensory perception of smell; sensory perception of smell. The transcript is spliced from 3 exons. The coding region runs from base 5 to 277 and encodes 90 amino acids. Gene Ontology annotation, molecular function: olfactory receptor activity; odorant binding.
CUUAAUGGCUAUGCAGUUUUUAUUUAUAGGAAGUUAUCCGUCUCAAAGAAUUUAUACAUCUAGUCUCGAUAUCUACAAUAAGUGUUAUUCCACCGAAUGGUAUAAGUACUCAGUGAAAACAAGAAAACUUCUUCAAGUGAUGAUGAUGAGAGCUCUCACUCCCAGCUGCGUGAAAAUAGGUCCCACCCAUCCUCUUAAUUUUGAAUCAAGUGGAAAGGUUGUCCGACUAUCUUUUUCUUAUAUUACUGCAUUGAUAUCGAUGAUGAACCUUAAUUAAUGCCCAAAACUAGCCCUUUCAGCGCACAAACUGGGUACUCG